Castor canadensis (American beaver) is the source of this 2598-nucleotide messenger RNA. It is a transcript of the gene Ttc21b, whose product is annotated as tetratricopeptide repeat domain 21B. Gene Ontology annotation, molecular function: protein binding. The record is from RefSeq and is a predicted model, not a curated record. Gene Ontology annotation, biological process: protein localization to cilium; intraciliary retrograde transport. Gene Ontology annotation, cellular component: intraciliary transport particle A. NCBI's taxonomy places the organism in Eukaryota, Metazoa, Chordata, Mammalia, Rodentia, Castoridae.
AGCGCCAGCGGGUUAGGGCCUGAGCCCGGCGGUCCGAGGGGCUGAGGCGGGCGCUGGGCGGCUGCUAUGGACGCGCAGGGGCUGAAGACGUUGAUCAAUUACUAUUGCCAAGAGAAGUAUUUCCAUCAUGUGUUACUUGCUGCCAGCGAAGGAAUGAAGAGGUAUGGCAAUGACCCAGUCUUCAGGUUUUAUCAUGCUUAUGGUACCCUGAUGGAAGGUAAAACUCAAGAAGCUCUUCGAGAAUUUGAGGCUACUAAAAGUAAACAAGAUGUAUCACUUUGUUCUCUAAUUGCACUGAUAUACACCCACAAAUUGAGUCUUAAUCCAGAUAGAGAAGCUAUUCUGGAAUUAGAUGCCAGAGUGAAGGAGCAACGUAAAGAAGCUGGACAGAAAACAUUAUACCAUGCAGGCUUGUUUUUAUGGCAUAUUGGUCGCCAUGAUAAAGCGAGAGAAUAUAUUGACAGAAUGAUGAAAAUACCAAAUGAUAGUAAUGAGGGGCAGGUUUUAAAAGCAUGGCUUGAUAUUACAAGAGGGAAAGAACCUUAUGUUAAAAAAGCGCUUAGGUGUUUUGAAGAGAGAUUACAAGAAGGAAAUGAUUUAUUUGCGCUACUGGGUAAGGUACAGUGCCUUGAGAUGCGCCAAAAUUAUUCAGGUGCUCUGGAGACUGUGAACCAGAUCAUUGUGAACUUUCCAAGUUUCCUUCCUGCUUUUGUAAAGAAAAUGAAAUUACAAUUAGCCUUGCAGGAUUGGGACCAAACAGUUGAGACAGCACAAAGGCUUCUGCUUCAAGAUAAUCAGAAUGUAGAAGCACUAAGAAUGCUGGCUCUUUACUAUUUGUGUAGGGAAGGGGACAUAGAGAAGGCUACCACCAAGCUGGAAAACUUAGGAAAUGCAUUGUAUACCAUGGAACCACAGAAUGCGCAACUUUUUUAUAAGAUUACAGUAGCCUUCAGCAGAACUUGUGGACGGAAUCAACUCAUUCUUCAAAAAAUUCAAACAUUACUGGAAAGAGCUUUCAGUUUAACCCCUCAGCAACCAGACAUUGCUACAGAACUGGGGUGCCAGAUGAUUUUCCAAGGCCGAGUUAAAGAGGCCUGGAAGUGGUACAAAACUGCCAUGGCUCUUCAUGAGACGAGUGUCUCUGCAGUCACUGGACUUAUCCGCUGUCAAUUAAUAGAAGGGCUGUUUAAGGAUGCAGAUCAGCAGCUAGAAUUCUUUAAUGAAAUUCAGCAGUCAAUGGGGAAAUCUCCGGAAUUAAUCUAUUUGCAUGCAAUUCUUGCUAUGAAGAAAAACAAACGACAAGAAGAAGUUAUAAAUUUGUUAAAUGAUGUCUUGGAUACUCAUUUCUCACAUUUAGAAGAUUUACCUCUUGGUGUAGAGUAUUUUGAGAAGCUAAAUCCUGAUUUCUUGCUAGAAGUUAUUACAGAGUAUCUGAAUUUCUGUCCAGUGCAGCCUGCAAGUCUUGGGCAACCUCUUUCUCCACUUCUCAGACGUUGUACCUCAGUCUUGGAGACUAUAGUAAGAACUGUGCCAGGUCUUCUGCAAGCUGUGUUCUUAAUAGCAAAAGUGAAAUAUUUGUCAGGUGAUAUUGACGCAGCAUAUAACAACCUGCAGCGUUGCCUAGAGCACAGUCCCUCUUAUGCAGAUGCUCAUCUCCUGAUGGCUCAGGUUUAUUUGUCUCAAGAAAAAUUCAAAUUGUGUUCUCAGUCUCUGGAACUUUGUCUGAGCUAUAAUUUUAACGUGAGAGAAUAUCCUUUAUAUCAUUUGAUAAAAGCUCAGUCGCAGAAGAAAAUGGGAGAAAUAGCAGAAGCGAUUAAAACUCUGCAUAUGGCAAUGAAUUUACCAGGAAUGAGGAGAAUUGGAGUGUCCUCCAAAUCAAAAUAUAGAAAAACUGAAGUUGAUACAAGCCAUCGUUUAUCAGUCUUUCUUGAGUUGGUGGAAGUUCACCGCUUAAAUGGAGAACAACAUGAGGCAGCAAAAGUUUUGCAAGAUGCUAUCCAUGAAUUUUCUGGAACAUCUGAAGAAUUGCGUGUUACUAUUGCUAAUGCAGACCUAGCUCUGGCCCAAGGAGAUACUGAACGGGCUUUAAGCAUGCUUCGAAAUGUUACAGCUGAACAGCCUUAUUUUACAGAGGCUAAAGAAAAAAUGGCAGAUAUUUAUCUAAAGCAUAGAAAAGAAAAAAUGUUAUAUAUCACUUGUUACAGAGAAAUUGCUGAAAGAAUGCCCAACCCUCGGUCUUUUCUUCUUCUUGGUGAUGCAUAUAUGAAUAUUCAAGAGCCUGAAGAAGCCAUUGUUGCAUAUGAGCAAGCAUUAAAUCAGAACCCAAAAGAUGGGACUUUAGCAAGCAAAAUUGGGAAGGCGCUUGUCAAAACUCACAACUAUUCAAAGGCAAUCACUUACUAUGAAGCUGCUCUGAAAACUGGACAACAAAAUUACCUUUGCUAUGACCUGGCUGAGCUCUUAUUAAAAUUGAAAUGGUAUGACAAAGCUGAGAAAGUUCUUCAGCACUCUCUAGCUCAUGAACCUGGAAAUGAAUUGUCAGCCCUUAUGGAGGAUGGGACGUUCUCAAAGUUCUUUUUAGCAAAAGUUUACAGUAAA